AUGGAGGAGGACGAGGAGAUCCAGUCGCAACCAAGCUACGAGACAUGCAGUGUGCGGCUGGUGGUCCUUCACGACCUCGUUCCCGACGCCAGCCAGGAUCGCUUCAUGGAUCUGGAUGUACCUGUUGCCCAGCCAGAGGCGCUGCCAACGUACGGCGAUGUGGAGCGAGCCUUGCAGACCCAUGACUUUAGAGAAGUUGCCUUCCGCCCAAACCCUCAGUUCUGGUUUCCAGUCGUUGGCGUUGCGCUGCCCCUGUUGCAAAUCCAACGUCCCGCGGUCGCGAUUUCACAGCGCGAACAAAACUUGCGAUUGUCUUCCGUGCAACCCGCGUCCACCGACUUGGCCGACGACGAAACUAGCACGCGAUCCGUCGAGGCCGCCUACGACCGUGCCAGCCACACCAACUCUCCAACAACGAUUUAUUCGCGCCUGCUCCAGCAAGAAGCGAGUUGA
This is a messenger RNA of Capsaspora owczarzaki ATCC 30864, 453 nucleotides long. RefSeq lists its product as hypothetical. The record is from RefSeq and is a predicted model, not a curated record. Bases 1 to 453 code for a protein of 150 amino acids. The transcript has 3 exons. NCBI's taxonomy places the organism in Eukaryota, Filasterea, Ministeriida, Capsasporidae.